AAGUGACAGAGGAGUUCAAAGUUUUGGAGUUCCAAUUUCAUCAGUUGAGACCAAACAUCGUUGAUGCUAGGAACAAUCAUCAUAACAAUAACAAAAUGGAAAUCGGAGGCAGAAGAUUGAAAAACGUAGAAACAAUGGCCGUGGAAUCCGUUACACAAUCAGCACCUCCGCCUAGAUCAAAACCAAGCAACGCUUUCAUGGAAAACCCCAAAAUACCCAUAGCAGUUUCUCUUCUCAUUGCCGAUUCAAUCCUCAUCUUCCUCAUCAUCGCAUUUGUCCCCUAUACAAAAAUAGAUUGGGAUGCUUACAUGUCACAGGUUGAAGGGUUUCUAGGAGGUGAGAGAGAUUACCGUAAUCUAAAGGGUGAUACUGGUCCUCUUGUUUACCCUGCUGGUUUUCUCUAUAUUUACUCUGCAUUUCUGUAUCUUACUGGAGGACAGGUUUACCCUGCUCAGAUUUUGUUUGGAGUUUUGUAUAUCAUUAAUCUUGCAAUCGUUAUAUACAUCUAUGUCAAAACUGAUGUGCUACCGUGGUGGGCUCUUUGCUUACUUUCUCUGUCAAAACGAGUGCAUUCUAUCUUUGUCCUCCGUCUCUUUAAUGAUUGUGUGGCCAUGACACUUCUUCAUGCUGCAUUGCUCUUCCUCAUGCACCGAAGGUGGAAUCUAGGUUUGAUUGUGUUUAGCGUGGCUGUUUCGGUUAAGAUGAAUGUUCUUCUUUAUGCUCCGCCUUUACUGCUGCUCAUGCUAAAGGCUAUGGAUAUCAGUGGUGUGUUAUUGGCUUUAGCUGGUGCAGCACUGGUUCAGAUAUUAUUGGGGCUUCCUUUCCUGGUUUCACAUCCAGUUGCAUACAUAUCAGGAGCCUUCAAUCUUGGCCGCGUCUUCAUCCAUUUCUGGUCUGUUAACUUCAAAUUCAUCCCUGAACCAGUAUUUGUAUCCAAGGGAUUUGCAAUCUUUUUGUUGGCUGCUCACCUUAUAGCACUUGCUUCAUUUGCACAUUAUAGAUGGUGCAAACAUGAAGGAGGGCUUCUAAAGUUUCUGCAUUCAAGAUAUGUCUUUAUGAGAAUGAAGUUUGCACUUUUCUUCUCCUCCUCUUUUCAGAAGUUUGGCAAGAGCACUUCAACAUCCAUCAAGAUCCUCACUAAAGAACAUAUCGUGACUACUAUGUUUGUUGGAAACUUCAUUGGCAUUGUAUGCGCUCGGUCAUUGCAUUAUCAAUUCUAUUCAUGGUACUUCUAUACCUUACCAUACUUGUUGUGGAGAACACGCUACCCAACAUUGGUCCGAUUAAUUUUGUUCCUGGGAGUGGAGCUGUGCUGGAAUAUCUAUCCUUCAAACAACAUUUCAUCAGCUUUACUUCUCUGCCUUCACUUAAUUAUUCUCUGGGGUUUGUGGUCUGCUCCACCAGAGUAUCCUUAUGCAGAAAAAGAACCAUCAUCCCACAAAAACAAAUAGAAAGUUCAAAGGUUCCUCUCCCUCUAUUCUGUGGAGGCAUUGAAUGGCCUGUGCAAGUGAUUUCCCUUUUGAUGUAAAUGUCUGUUUCUAGUGUAUCUGGAAGCUUCUAAGAAUUACUAUUUUCCUAACUGGGUUGUAAAACAGAAUUUAGGAUCACCAAUCGGUUUAGAUCGCAGUGGCCACAUUUUGAUAAGUUUGUUUUAUUUUCACUUUCAUUUAUAUAUUCGAAAAAACUGUACUUAGUAAUUAUGCUUUAAGGCUGAAUGUAUCUUGAUAGCAUAAAUGAGUUUUUGUCAAGAAGUUGAUUGUUUCAACUUUCAA
Messenger RNA from Trifolium pratense (red clover), 1772 nucleotides. Its product is annotated as dol-P-Man:Man(5)GlcNAc(2)-PP-Dol alpha-1,3-mannosyltransferase-like. Lineage: Eukaryota; Viridiplantae; Streptophyta; Magnoliopsida; Fabales; Fabaceae. Gene Ontology annotation, molecular function: dol-P-Man:Man(5)GlcNAc(2)-PP-Dol alpha-1,3-mannosyltransferase activity. Bases 96 to 1451 code for a protein of 451 amino acids. The record is from RefSeq and is a predicted model, not a curated record. The transcript is spliced from 12 exons. Gene Ontology annotation, cellular component: endoplasmic reticulum.